Setaria italica (foxtail millet) is the source of this 561-nucleotide messenger RNA. Its product is annotated as early nodulin-75-like. Bases 1 to 561 code for a protein of 186 amino acids. The record is from RefSeq and is a predicted model, not a curated record. Lineage: Eukaryota; Viridiplantae; Streptophyta; Magnoliopsida; Poales; Poaceae. The transcript has a single exon.
AUGGAGUUGGUGCCCCAGCGCCAUGACCCGCCGGUCGAGGCGGCUCCGGCGGCCAUCACGCAAGAACACGAAGAGCCGAAGCCGCCGGUGAUUGAUCACGUGCAAGAGCCGCCACAGGUUGAUCCACCAGCUGACGAACCUGUGCAAGAACUACCCGCCGAAGAACGAGUGCAAGAGACGCCACCGGUUGAGCCGCCAGCUGAAGAACCACCCAGCCAAGAACCGGUGCAAGAGACGCCACCGGUUGAGCCAUCAGUUCCAGAACCAGCGCCCCCGCAGGUCGCUCCGCCGGCACCGCCGCCGCCGCCUGCUCCGACACCGACAGUCGCACUCGCACUCGCACAAGAGGAUCCUCCACACUACGAAUCUGACGGUGGGUCAUCGGGUGGCACCGGAGACGACUGGAACACGGGCGACGGUGCCAGGAGGAGGCGAGACCGGAGAGCGCGGCGGCGGCCACCUCGGCGAGGGAGGCGCCACGGCUUCCCGCUGGGCAUGGUGGCUGUCCCUGUGGUGAUCCUGCUCGUGGCCGCCGCCAGGAGCCGGCGGCAGGCGCAGUGA